GCGACGACCACUUAGCAGCAGCAGCAGCGACCACCACUCCCUAGGAUAAUACCUGCAGGAAUUCAUUUAUGUGGGAGGGUGUUUUAAAUGGGUUGUGUUUUUUCCCCUUCUUUCUCGUGCCGUUACGUGGACCUUUCCUUAUUUUUGCUAGCCUUCCCCUAUAGAUGGAACAUUAGCAGCCAGUGUGGCAGAUGUUGCGGCAAGACAGGUGUGUGUAUUUAUGAUGAGUAGCACUGGCCCCUUCCAAGAGCUUUCCUGGGUCCGUGACCCUUUUAAGCGCGCAGCAUCUGAGACACUAUGUUUGUGAGAAAGAAGGUGUGUGAAGAGUCUUUAUCCUCCAAGAUGGAGAUGAUGAGUGUGGGAGUCAGUACAGAGCCCUGCCAUGCCAGGUGGGAGCUAGAGACAGAUGCAACUGUUCUACAGCGGCGGCAAAAGCAGAUAGAUUAUGGCAAGCGCACACCUGGUUACCAGUGCUUUCUGCAGCAGGUCCCCAAGGCACAGCGACAGCCAGGACUUCACCCUCAAACACCAAACAAGAACAGGAGGUACAGCCGUCGCUCCUGGGAUGCCCAGAUCAGGAAGUGGAGAAGAGCCCUACAUUCCUGGGACCCUCCCAGCCAGCCUCUGCAGGCUGAGGGGUGUGGAAUGGACAAUCCCUUAGAGCCAAUGGAUUCCACCCCUUUGGAUGACUGGCUCCAGGUCCUGGAACCCUCAGAGAAUCAGGAUGAAGACUAGGAGGGAGCCCAGUUUGCAGAUUUGGUCACUCCUGCCUUCCCUGUCUUUCUGAGGAAGAUCCCCACCAUUGCCUCUACCUUUGAGCUGGUCACAAUUACUUAUCUGUCCCAGACUUCAGUGGUGCAUAAAAUAUUUAGGGAAAACGUGUCUUUCAGGGGACUUCUUGCUGAAUGUAAUAGUGAAGAUUACUUGCAGUACUUCUACUUUUCAACUGAUUAAAAAUCUAAAACUCUGUCCCACAAAGAGAUCAUAACCCGAAGGCAUUGUUUAAAACCUCUCCUUUUCCCAUGUUUUACCCUCUGUCUAAACCUUCUUUGAUAGCUGAUACUCAAAUUUACUUAAGAGCCAGAAACCACCUAGCUGUUCCACAACCUCUUCACCUACCAACUGCUACAUUCAGUCUCUUCAAAAAGGACUUAAACUUUGGCUGAGUAGAAGGUAGUGGUAGCGAUGGAGAUUUAAUAAAAGGUGGUUUCUUCUUCCUGAA
Molecule: messenger RNA, 1222 nt
Organism: Bubalus bubalis (water buffalo)
Lineage: Eukaryota; Metazoa; Chordata; Mammalia; Artiodactyla; Bovidae
Product: oocyte-specific histone RNA stem-loop-binding protein 2
Exons: 6
Coding region: 298-735 (145 amino acids)
Biological process (GO): mRNA transport; mRNA 3'-end processing by stem-loop binding and cleavage
Cellular component (GO): cytoplasm; histone pre-mRNA 3'end processing complex
Molecular function (GO): mRNA binding; histone pre-mRNA stem-loop binding
Source: RefSeq, a predicted model, not a curated record